Messenger RNA from Leguminivora glycinivorella, 1278 nucleotides. RefSeq lists its product as uncharacterized. Lineage: Eukaryota; Metazoa; Arthropoda; Insecta; Lepidoptera; Tortricidae. The record is from RefSeq and is a predicted model, not a curated record. Bases 370 to 1173 code for a protein of 267 amino acids. The transcript has 7 exons.
CUUAUUCCAAAGUUAAUCUACCGUUACAAUUGGACUUGCUACUACGAGAGUACUUAAGUAUUAACUUUGUAAUUAGAAGGUUAUUAAUAAACGUGGAGUAACCUUGGAGUAGCAAUACAUUCCUUACAACGGGAUUAACACGAAUGUUAUGGCAACCCCACAUAAUUUAAAAGUAAAAAGAGUGAGCAACGGAAUGAAAUGAACGGAAGAUGUCAUUUAAACAAUGACAUUUAGUAUAAACUUCAACGGCAGGCUGUCAUUUUCGUUUGUUUGGUGUUGAAUGUUUAGUUGCGAUUUGCGAUUUUAGGUGAAAAUAUUAACAAUUUUAUAGGUAACUCUCUGUUGUUGACUUUAUCAUUCUUAUUUACAAUGAGCCAAAAACGUUUUCGUUCUAUUAACUGGGAUGAAGAAGAAAAGCAGUUAUUUCGCUCCGUGCUCAAGGAAUAUGCGCAAAUUAUUGAAAAUAAAUCCGUAGAUACAAAUACAAAUAAACUAAAAAUUAACGCAUGGGAGCAAGUUCAUAUUAAGUUUAAUGAAUUAAAUAGCCGAUCUCGAGAUCUAAACCAAUUAAAAAUACAGUGGAAAACCAUGAAGAUAAAUGCACGGAAGACAUGCAGCACCUUUAAAAAGGAAGUUAACAAAACAGGUGGUGGGGCAAGACCAGCAACUCCUAAUGAGGCAAUAAUUGAAAUAAAAGACCUAUUAAAUCCUGCGGAGCUGUUAAUAGAUCAUAAUAUAUAUGACUCGGAUGGAGUUACUGUUGGAGAAUUAGAACCAACCCUCAUUGAUUCAAAACAUGUAGAAAAGGAGCAAAGUCUCCCACUACUGGACACAGCUGGAAUAAAAGCCCAGAUAAUUCAAGAAGAUGCCACUGUAGCGACUCCAAUUGCAAAAAAGGUUGAUUCAAUUCCAGCGAAGGACGUAAAACGAAAAAUUCCAACAAAUAAUAUUGUGCACAGCAGUAAGAAGCCCAAAAAGGACCAUGAGGACUACGUCAACAACAUGCUAAGGCAUAGCAAAAUGCUUAAGGAUGAUGAACACUUAAGAAAAAUGGAAAUGGCUGAGGAAGAGCACAAAAUUAAAAUGGAAAUUCAUAGAGAAAAAUUACAAUCUGCCAUAUUAGAGAGGGAAAUUUUGGAAUUGAAAAAGGCCCGUGAAGUUCUCAAUCCUUAGUUUAUUAUGUAUAAGUUACGUUAAUUUGUCUAAUUAUAUAUUUUUUAUAGAACGAGUUUCAAAAUAAAAAGAUAUUGUAAACUUAAAACUUUUAUUUUUAAAAAU